Molecule: messenger RNA, 12324 nt
Organism: Exaiptasia diaphana
Lineage: Eukaryota; Metazoa; Cnidaria; Anthozoa; Actiniaria; Aiptasiidae
Product: dynein heavy chain 7, axonemal
Exons: 87
Coding region: 183-12197 (4004 amino acids)
Biological process (GO): microtubule-based movement
Cellular component (GO): dynein complex
Molecular function (GO): dynein light intermediate chain binding; dynein intermediate chain binding; ATP hydrolysis activity
Source: RefSeq, a predicted model, not a curated record
AGAUGGCGAAUGCCAAAGCAUUGUGCUGAAGGAAAAAAGGGAUUUAUUUUACAUUAUUCCUGGUUAAUUCGCCAUUUUAUACUAUCAAUCUAAGCAAAACAUAAACAUCUACCAUUUGGAAUGUCAUGUAGUUAAAAAUUGGACCUUCCUGACAACUUAUUUUGAAGAAUCGUAUCAAAAUCAUGGAGGUUCAUACGAAUGGUACAAAAUCAAAGGGUAGAAACCCACAUGUACCUGUACGAUUCUUGCCUCAAUUACCAGAGAAAAGAGGCAAACCAGCCUGGCAGCAGUCACCUCCAUCAUUCCAGCUAACUAAAAAACAAGGUCUUGAUGGGGAUGAUGGAGAUUUUAUUCCAGGAAAGAAGCCCAAACAGCAUUUACGCAGCAAAACCUGGGAGGGUUCAAAUGGAUCACCAUCUUCACCCACACCUCCUGGUGGAACCAAAAAGCAAACUUCAACUUAUGCACCUAAGAAGGACAGAGAGGCAUUCCGUAGUGCACUGGUUAAUAUUAUCAUGCAAGAUGAUGGAGUUUCUACCCCUAGACCAUCCUCUGCAGGCACUGAACUGCCUCCUAUUGAAAGAAAAGGAUCUCCAACUGCAGCAGAGAAAGACAUCUUGCGUUACUAUUAUUACAUUCACAAUGGAAUUGACACUGAACAUGUUGCACCAAUGGAGGAUUCAUGGUUGGAUCAUGUUUUAGGCCUUGUGCCUAAUGCACUCAAAGAUGGCUAUGAGAUAUGUAUAGAGAACCUUUCAGAUGAGAUGAAGGAGGAUUACUUACUAAGUGUCAAAAAAGCAAUUGUGGACUUUGUUCUCAAAGAUCCUCGAGAGAAAGAUGACGACAAAAAAGAAGAAGUUUUGGAGCAUCGAUUAGAAUUGAUGCAAGUGCCUAAGCCAUGGUUCAGAUCUUAUCUAAGUUCAAAGGGUGCAAUGGAACAAGACUUGUUUGUUACAAAUCCAACUAUGGCAGGUGUACUGGACCUUUGGCAUAAAGCUUUCAAAUCACUAAGACUUGUUGAUGUCAAUGACAUUCAAUUGAGACCUGAAGCUUUAGAGCUAGCAAUGUUCCAGAAUGUUGUCAUGAGACAUAUUGAGAUUGCAAAAGAAUCACUCCUGAAAAAAUGGUUCCCAGAGGUUCAAAAUAUCUAUUAUCAAGGUAACAAGCGUAAGCAAGUCCCCAGUAAUCAGAAUGCUAAGAGACUAGAAGCAUUCUUCAAUGCUGCUGCUGUUUUGAUGACCAAUCAACUACAAACACUAGCUCUGAGCUCUAUUGAAGAUUACACUAGGUUAUUCUGCCCUCCUGAGCAUUCAACAAGGGUAUUAGAACAUCCAGGAUUCAUCAUGAGACUUGUUCUGGAAGGUGAUACUGUCAAGUUUGAACCUGAUUUUAAAGAUUUUGAGGUUGUGUUGCUCAAUGUGUACAAUGUUAUGAUUAAAGCAGUAAUGGUUGUACCAAGAGUUGAAACCAAACUCUACUCUGAAUGGUCUGGAACAAAGAAAACCUUAAAACCUGUUAUCUCAGAAGAAAUAGUUAAUGAUGCCAAAGCUAAAGUGUGUGAGGUAAUAGCAAGAGAGAUGGCAGGACCAAAAGAACACCUCAAGUUUUAUGACAAGUAUAAAGAUCUCAUAUCAAAGAAGGCUGAUGCAGAUGUUGACCAGUUUCUUCUAGAGGGCCACAAAUUUAAUCGAUUUGCAAAGGAAGUUGAAAAAUUUGUAAAUCUUGUCGAUGACAUCAAUUACAAUUCUAGAAAGGUCAUACGUGUUGGUAUGUUUGAGCUUCACUGUGAUGAACUAAUCAGGGCACUUGCCAAGAGAGCAGAUGGAUUACGAACAAAACUUUUGCAAAGAAUGAGCAUUGAGCACCAGACGUUGAAUAAAAAACUUUGUGAAGARUAUGARAAAAUAGCWGAAAAGGCACUCACRUCACCAGCAAACACAGAACACUUAAUGGAAUUGAAGAACUACAUUGAACAAGUGGAAAACGAGACUAUAUUUGAUCUUGAAAAGAGACUUGUUGAAACCAAAAACAGACUUGGAUUUCUGGUUGAUUAUGCAUCAUUUUCACCUGCUGACAUGAGACUCAACAACAGCGUAUUUCARUGGCACUUCCGUAUGCCAGAAGUAUUUGAGGAACACAAAAAGAUCAUCAACGCAAAUCGUAUUCAGUAUGAGAAYAGCCUAAAGAUGCGAAGAGAACGGUUUGCUGAAGAACUUGAGAGUUACUCUAAACAACUAGAGGAAUUCCAGACCUUUGGUGACAUGCCUGAGGUCCCACGAUACCUCAAAAAGGCACAAGCUUUGAAUCAGCGCCUGGAAAGUGCUGCAGACAAGAUUAAUAUGUUCAACAUUGAAGAGGAGGCAUUUGGUUGGGAUGUGACAUCAUAUCCACAACGACAACAGCUCAUCAAUACUUUGAGUCCWUUCUUGAAGCUUUAUGAAACAACAGUUGAAUUCCAGACAAAAUACAAGGAAUGGAUGGAAGGACCAUGGGGUACCAUUGAUCCUGAUAAAGUMGAAGUUGAAGUAGGUAACUACUGGAGAGGUCUUUACAAACUUGAGAAACAGUUGAAUGACUCAGCUCUGGCACAGAAGAUUGCAAUAAAGAUGAAAUCCAAAGUGGAGGAAUUUAAGGAAUACAUGCCGCUAGUCCAGGUUGUAUUUAAUCCUGGUCUACGUGAUCGYCACUGGGACCAGAUGUCAGAAAUUCUUGGAUUCCCUCUCAAACCUGAUGAAGACAUGAAUCUCGCAAAGAUGACUGAGAUGAAUUUGGAACCAUAUUUGAAGAACUUUGAAUCAAUCAGUGAAGCUGCAAGCAAGGAAUUCUCCUUGGAAAAAGCAAUGGAAAAGAUGGUUUCUGAAUGGGACGCUGUUGAAUUUGUCAUGAUACCAUAUCGUGAGACUGGGACGUGCAUCUUAUCGUCCAUUGAUGAUAUACAAACACUGCUCGAUGAUCAGAUCGUSAAGACACAAACAAUGAGAGGAUCUCCUUUCAUCAAACCUUUUGAAAAUGAAAUCAGGGAAUGGGAAGGAAAGCUGCUUUUAACGCAAGAGAUCAUUGAUGAAUGGCUAAAGGUACAAGCGACGUGGUUGUAUUUGGAGCCUAUCUUUAGCAGUCCUGAUAUCAUGGCACAAAUGCCUGAAGAAGGAAGACGAUUCAGUACUGUUGACAAAUACUGGAGAGAAAUCAUGAAAGUUGCUAUUCUGGACAAGCAUGUCUUGACGGUUAUUGGUAUUGAAAAACUUCUUGAAAGAUUGAAGAAAUCCAACGAGCUCUUGGAGCUUAUCUUGAAGGGCCUGAACGAGUAUCUGGAGAAGAAACGUCUUUACUUCCCAAGGUUUUUCUUCUUAUCCAAUGACGAAUUGCUUGAAAUCCUUUCAGAGACCAAGGAUCCAACAAGGGUUCAACCUCACCUCAAGAAGUGCUUUGAAGGCAUCGCCAAGUUAGAAUUCACAGACACUUUGGACAUUACACAUCUUAAGAGUUCUGAAGGAGAAGUUGUUGAGCUUAGAGAUGUGAUUUCUACAGCCAAAGCUCGUGGCCAGGUCGAGAAAUGGCUUCUUGAGCUUCAGGAAGAUAUGGUUGCUAGUUUAAGAAAGGUGAUCAUGGAAGCUAAGGAAGCUUAUCCUAAAGACGAGAGAGUCAAGUGGGUACGUGCGUGGCCUGGACAGACAGUUCUAUGUGUAACACAGUUUUACUGGACUUAUGAAAUACACCAGUCUAUUCGAGCAGGACAGAAGAAACUGGAAGAAUACCUUUCYUUGAAUAACAGUCAAAUCGAUGAUAUUGUGGCAUUAGUCCGUGGCAAGCUGUCAAAACAAAACCGUGCAACAUUAGGUGCAUUAGUCGUGCUUGAUGUUCAUGCCAGAGAUGUGCUUGCCAAGCUAUGUGAAAUGAAAAUAACAUCUGAAGAUGAUUUUGAAUGGCUGGCACAGCUUCGAUACUAUUGGGAGGAUGAAAAUAUGAUCACAAGGAUGAUCAGUGCUCAGUUGCCUUAUGGRUAUGAGUACCUUGGUAACUCUGGUAGAUUGGUCAUCACACCCCUGACUGAUAGAUGUUAUAGAACCCUUUUUGGUGCAUUGCAAUUACAUCUUGGGGGUGCCCCUGAAGGUCCUGCAGGAACAGGUAAAACAGAGACCACCAAGGACUUGGCCAAAGCCGUUGCUAAGCAAUGUGUUGUCUUUAAUUGUUCUGACGGUCUGGAUUACAUCGCUUUGGGUAAAUUUUUCAAGGGCUUGGCAUCAUGUGGUGCGUGGUCGUGUUUCGAUGAGUUCAACCGUAUUGAUYUAGAGGUGUUGUCAGUAGUGGCACAACAGAUUCUUACCAUUCAAAUGGGUAUUAGAAGUGGUGGCGAUACACUUCUCUUUGAAGGGACRGAAAUUAAACUAGACCCCAGUUGUGCUGUGUUUAUUACCAUGAAUCCUGGUUAUGCUGGUCGAUCAGAACUACCAGAYAAUCUCAAGGCCCUCUUCCGUACUGUAGCYAUGAUGGUACCGGAUUAUGCCUUGAUUGCUGAAAUCUCACUUUACUCAUUUGGUUUCAUCAAUGCACGACCSCUUGCCGUAAAGAUUGUCACUACCUACACUCUSUGUUCUGAGCAACUGUCGUCACAAGCUCAUUAUGAUUACGGUAUGAGAGCUGUCAAGUCUGUCCUGACUGCUGCUGGCAACCUGAAGCUGAAAUACCCUGAAGAGAACGAGGAUAUUUUAAUGUUGMGGUCCAUUAAUGAUGUUAAUUUACCCAAAUUCUUGGCUCAUGAUUUACCCUUAUUUGAGGGUAUCACAUCUGACUUGUUCCCUGGUGUAACAUUACCAAAACCAGACUACACUAUCCUGACGGCUGCCAUUGAGGAGAACUGCAAGUCCAUGAACCUACAGAUGACUGAUCAGUUCCUUACGAAGAUCCUUCAGAUUUAUGAAAUGAUGAUUGUUCGUCACGGAUUUAUGAUUGUUGGUGAGCCUUUUGGAGGGAAAACGUGUGGCUACAGAGUCUUGGCGCGYGCACUUACUGACGUCACAGAGAAGGGUUUAAUGGAUGAAAACAAAGUACAAAUCGUGGUUAUCAAUCCCAAGUCUAUCACUAUGGGUCAGUUAUAUGGACAGUUUGAUCCAGUAUCUCAUGAAUGGUCUGAUGGAGUCUUGGCCGUCAACUACAGAGCAUUUGCUUCAUCUACAACACCCGAUCGUAAAUGGUUGAUUUUUGAUGGACCUGUUGAUGCGGUGUGGAUUGAAAACAUGAACACUGUGUUAGAUGACAACAAAAAGCUUUGUCUAAACAGUGGAGAAAUCAUUCAACUGGCCAACACUACAAACUUGAUUUUUGAGCCRAUGGAYUUAGAAGUAGCCUCUCCAGCUACAGUAAGUCGGUGUGGUAUGAUCUACAUGGAACCUCAUAUGCUAGGAUGGAAGCCAGUGUUAACGUCAUGGUUAAACACGUURCCAAAAACUCUCAACGAUGAAAAYAAGGAGCUCAUUAAAGAUCUUUUUGAUCGCAUGGAGGAGGCUUUGUUGCAGUUUGUACGAAAAGGAGGUUACAAGGAAUUCUCACCAACCAACGACACCAAUCUUGUAAACUCACACAUGAAYCUAAUGGAUUCUCUUAUGGACGAAUUCCAUGAUGAACAGAGAUUCAAAGARCUCAAUGAGCGAGAGGUUGCAGCGUGGCUUGAGUGUAUAUUCCUAUUCUCGUGUGUUUGGUCGAUUGGUGCUACWAUCGAUCUUUCUGGAAGGAAGUGUUUUGAUAAAGUGUUACGUGAGAUUAUUGAGGGUCCUUUAUCACUGGAGACCAAGAGUAAAUAUCACAUCUUAGAGAUUGUAGAUCCACCGCCAAGACCAUUCCUAUGCCCUUUUCCCAGCAAAGGAACUGUGUAUGACUACAGAUUCAUCAAAGAGGGAAUGGGUAAAUGGGAACUAUGGACAGAAGAAAUYAAGGAUGCACCUCCCAUUCCUAAGGAAAUGGCGUUCAAUGAGAUAAUCAUUCCUACUGUUGACACUGUUCGUUACACUUACCUCAUGGAACAGUUAGUAACUCAUUCUAAACCAUGUUUGUUUAUUGGGCCUACUGGAACAGGAAARUCAGUCUAUAUCACAAAUUUCUUGCUGAAGAUGCUUCCAGAAAAAUACAAACCUCUGCUUAUCAACUUCUCGGCUCAAACAACAGCUAAGCAAACUCAGGACAUCAUCAUGUCCAAGCUGGACAAACGUAGGAAAGGUGUUUAUGGUCCGCCACUUGGCAAAAAGACUGUUGUGUUUGUUGACGAUCUCAACAUGCCUGCCCGUGAAGUGUAUGGUGCUCAGCCUCCAAUUGAGUUGCUUAGACAAUGGAUGGACCAUUGGCAAUGGUAUGAUCUCAAGGAUACGUCACCAAUUCAUCUUGUUGACAUACAAAUCAUCGCUGCUAUGGGUCCACCAGGAGGUGGGCGUAACCCUAUUACACCACGAUUCUUACGACACUUUAAYAAUAUCAGUGUAACAAAGUUUGAUGAUGUAACGAUGACGAAGAUAUUCAGUAGGAUCAUGGAAUGGCAUCUGACUACAAGAGGGUUUUCUAAAGAUUUCGGUCCUGUUGGUGACAUGGUGGUUAACGGGACUCUUGAAGUAUACAGACGAGCCAUGGAGAACCUUUUGCCAACACCAGCCAAAUCACACUACYUGUUCAAUCUUAGAGACUUUGCAAGAGUUAUCCAGGGUACACUCCUGUCUUCACCAGAGAGUAUUGUAGAACACAAUCAAUUAAAGCGACUCUGGGCUCAUGAGGUAUUCCGUGUAUUCUACGAUCGUUUAGUUGAUGACGAUGAUCGUAGCUGGCUGUAUAGCACUACUCGUGAAUUAUGCAAGAGCCAUAUGGGGAUCGAGUUUGAUACUCUGUUUGCCAGGCUUGAUUCUAAUAACGAUGGUAAAGUGGAAGAGGAUGACAUGCGUAGUUUAAUGUACUGUGACUUUACUGAUCCAAAAGCCGACCCGAGGCAUUAYGUYGAGGUAGAAGACUUGGAUAAACUUCGUGGUGUGGUUGAAUCUUACUUGGAUGAGUUCAACUUGAUGAGCAAGAAGCCUAUGAAUUUAGUGCUUUUCAGGUUUGCCAUUGAGCAUGUAUCACGUAUAUCUCGUGUUAUCAAGCAACCACGUGGUCAUUGUCUGUUAGUUGGUGUUGGUGGUAGUGGUCGACAGAGUUUGACAAGAUUGGCUGCACACAUGUCUGAUUACGAUCUUUGCCAGGUUGAGAUCGGCAAGGGAUAUACAUCAACUGAAUGGCGUGAGGAUCUCAAAGCAAUCCUSCGUAARACUGCCGAAGGGGAGGUCAAUGGUGUCUUUUUGUUUACUGACAGYCAAAUCAARGAGGAGUCCUUUUUAGAGGACGUUAAUAAUUUACUCAAUGCUGGCGAGGUCCCAAACUUGUUUGCACUUGAUGAGAAACAAGAAAUCUGUGAAAAAAUGAGAGUGUGGGACAGACAACGUGAUAAGGCCAAGCAGACAGAUGGUUCACCUGUGGCGUURUUUAACUAUUUUAUCGAGAGAGUUCGUAACCAGCUCCACAUUGUGUUAGCAAUGAGUCCUAUUGGAGAUGCAUUUAGGAAUAGACUCAGAAAAUUCCCAUCACUUGUCAACUGCUGUACUAUUGACUGGUUCCAGUCCUGGCCUGCUGACGCCCUGCAAGUCGUAGCACAGCGAUUUCUUGAGGACAUUGAYAUUGCACCAGAACUCAAGACAGGAUGUGUMGAAAUGUGUCAGCGAUUUCACACUGGCACAAGGGAGCUGUCAUUAAAAUAUCUCAACGAACUCAAGCGYCAUAAUUACGUCACUCCUACGUCAUAUUUGGAACUUAUCAGCACUUUUAAAACAUUGCUGAACAAAAAACAAGUUGAAGUGGUUAAAGCUAAGCGUCGAUAUGAAGUAGGUCUUGAGAAGCUCGACUCAGCCCAAUCUCAGGUUUCAGGCAUGCAGGCCGAACUCGAAGCCCUUCAGCCACAGCUUAUCCAAGCUGGUAAAGAAGUGGACGACAUCAUGGUCAUUAUCGAGAGAGAUUCUAUUGAAGUAGCAAAAACCGAGAAGAUUGUUAAAGCAGACGAAGCGGUAGCCAACGAGCAGGCCAUGGCAGCAAAGGCUAUCAAAGAUGAAUGUGAUAAAGAUCUAGCCGAGGCCAUUCCAAUCCUUGAGAGUGCAUUAGCAGCAUUGAAUACCUUGACACCAGCUGACAUUACUGUCGUCAAGACGAUGAAGAGUCCUCCAGCUGGAGUCAAAUUGGUCAUGGAAGCCAUUUGUAUCUUAAAGGGGAUCAAACCCGACAGAAUUCCUGAUCCUUCAGGCUCCGGUAAGAAGAUCGAAGAUUUUUGGGGCCCAUCCAAACGUGUGCUCGGUGAUAUGAAAUUCCUGCAAUCAUUGCAGACAUUCGACAAGGACAAUAUCCCUGCGGCUUACAUCAAGCAAAUCCGUGCCAAGUACACGUCAAAUCCCGAAUUCGACCCAGACAAAAUCAAAACCGCUUCCACGGCUGCUGAGGGUCUGUGCCGAUGGGUAAUCGCUAUGGAUUCCUACGAAAGAGUGGCCAGGGUCGUUGCACCAAAAAAGAUCGCUCUAAAGGCAGCUGAAGAUGAUCUAGCAAUCGCUAUGGAGGGUCUUAACAAAAAACGCGCUGCGUUAAAAGAAGUACAAGACAAGCUAGCAAGACUACAAGAAAAAUAUGAGGCAAAUGUCAAGAAAAAAGCAGAUCUUGAAAAACAGGUUGAUCUCUGUACAAAGAAGUUAGACAGAGCAGAAAAGCUGAUUGGUGGACUUGGUGGCGAGAAAACAAGGUGGACUGAAGUCUCUAACGCGUUGAGUAUUAAGUUCCAUAACUUGAUUGGUGAUGUGUUGGUGUCAUCAGGGGUUGUUGCCUACCUUGGUGCCUUUACUGCUGCCUUUAGACAGGAACAAUCAGAAAGGUGGCUGAAGGAGUGUAAGGAGACCAAUAUCCCAUGCUCUGAGGAUUUCUCAGUAACAUCUACACUUGGUGAUCCUGUGCAAAUACGCGACUGGAACAUCUGUGGUUUACCUACAGACAGUUUUUCCAUAGAGAAUGGAAUCAUUAUCAGCAAUGCUAACCGCUGGCCUCUAAUGAUCGAUCCACAAGGGCAAGCCAAUAAAUGGAUUAAAAAUAUGGAAAAGAAAAAUAACCUUCACGUCAUCAAACUCACCGACGCUGAUUACGUCAGAACUUUAGAAAACUGCAUCCAGUUUGGAACCCCGGUUCUUUUAGAGAACGUUGGCGAAGAGCUUGACCCACUGUUGGAACCGUUAUUAUUAAAACAGACUUUUAAGCAAGGUGGUAGUAUUUGCAUCAAAGUUGGAGAUAGUGUGAUCGAAUACUCGAAAGAUUUUAGGUUUUAUAUCACCACCAAACUAAGAAAUCCUCACUACCUCCCUGAAACAGCAGUUAAGGUCACUCUGCUUAACUUCAUGAUCACUCCAGAGGGUCUACAAGAUCAAUUGUUAGGAAUUGUUGUAGCUCGAGAAAGACCGGAGCUGGAAGAAGAGAAGAACGCUCUUAUCAUACAAAGUGCUGAAAAUAAAAGGCAACUGAAGGAAAUUGAGGACAAAAUCCUUGAAGUGUUGUCUUCUUCAGAGGGAAACAUUCUAGAGGACGAGACGGCAAUCAAUGUACUGUCGUCUUCCAAAGUAUUGGCUAAUGAGAUUUCUGAGAAACAGGCUAUUGCUGAGGAAACUGAAAUAAAGAUCGAUACAACUCGUAUGGGAUACAAACCAAUUGCCAUCCAUUCUUCCAUUCUGUUCUUUUCCAUUGCUGAUUUGGCUAACAUUGAACCGAUGUACCAGUAUUCACUCACGUGGUUUAUCAACCUCUUUAUCAUGUCCAUCGAUAACUCAGAGAAAUCAGACGACUUGAAUACCAGAUUGGAUAAUCUAAGAAGCCACUUCACGUAUUCUUUGUACUGUAAUGUGUGCAGAUCGCUUUUUGAGAAAGACAAGCUUCUUUUCUCGUUCAUCCUCUGUGUGAACAUCUUGAUGCACGACCACGAGGUUUGUAGCGAUGAAUGGCGCUUCCUGUUGACUGGUGGAGUAGGACUGGACAACCCACAUGAUAACCCUGCCACGUGGUUACCAAGCAGAUCAUGGGAUGAGAUAUGUCGACUUGAAGAUCUACCCAAAUUCAAAGGCUUUCGACAAAAGUUCCCUAGAAGCAUAGAAGGAUGGAAGAAGAUAUACGACAGUAAUGAACCACACCACGAGCCACUGCCAGGAGAAUGGGAGGAAAAGUUUCACGAGUUUCAGAAAAUGGUUUUGAUUCGUUGCUUGCGACCAGAUAAGAUUACACCUUGUGUUCAAGACUUCGUGACACUAAAACUGGGCAAGAAAUACGUUGAACCGCCUCCAUUUGAUCUUGCCAAAGCCUUUGGCGACUCAAAUUCGUGUGCUCCACUUAUCUUUGUGUUGUCGCCAGGAUCCGAUCCAACGGCUGCUUUGCUGAAGUUCGCUGAUGAUCAGGGUUUUGGUGGACCUAAGCUGAGUUCCUUGUCACUUGGUCAAGGUCAAGGUCCUAUCGCAUUGCGCAUGAUUGAAAAGGCUGUAAAGGACGGUACAUGGGUUGUAUUGCAGAACUGCCAUCUGGCAACGUCCUGGAUGACCACACUAGAAAAACUUUGCGAGGACUUAAACCCUGAUACGACUCACCCUGAUUUCCGCCUGUGGUUAACAAGUUACCCUUCACCGAAUUUCCCCGUCACAGUACUGCAAAAUGGUGUGAAAAUGACCAAUGAGCCACCGAAGGGAAUAAAAGCGAACUUAACAAGAUCGUACCUGGGUGAUCCAAUAUCGGAUCCUGAGUUCUUUACAAGUUGCAAGAAACCGGUUGAGUUCAAAAAGCUAUUGCAGGGUUUAUGUUUCUUCCAUGCUUUGGUUCAAGAGAGACGUAAGUUUGGUCCUCUUGGAUGGAACAUUCCUUAUGAGUUCAACGAGACAGACUUGCGUAUUAGCGUGCGACAGCUCCACAUGUUCUUAAAUAAAUACGAUGAUGUCCAAUACGAUGCUUUGAAGUAUCUUACCGGAGAAUGUAACUAUGGUGGUCGUGUUACAGACGACCGUGACAGACGUACACUUCUAACCAUCCUAAAUAAGUUCUACUCUCCCAACCUUAUCUCUGAAGAAAACCAUAAAUUCUCACCAAGUGGAAACUAUGUAUCAGCACCAACCGGAGAAUAUGAAUCUUACCUUGAAUAUGCCAAGAAAUUACCCAUCAAUGAUCACCCUGAGAUAUUUGGUAUGCAUGCUAAUGCAGACAUAACCAAGGACCAACAAGAAACCACAUUGUUGUUCAACAACAUCUUGUUGACACUGUCCCGAGCUUCGUCUGGAGGUGGAAAGUCAGACGACGAAACGGUGUCUGGCGUGGCUGAUGAUAUUUUGAGUAAGAUGCCUAAUGUAUUUGACACCGAAGCGGCGUUAAGAAAGUAUCCCACUACCUACACCCAGAGCAUGAAUACUGUGUUGGUACAGGAGAUGGUUCGCUUCAACCGACUGGUUGAAGUUGUGAGAUCAAGUCUUGUUAAUAUCCAGAAAGCUAUUAAGGGUCUGGUGGUCAUGUCUUCAGAGCUGGAGGAGGUAUUCAAUAGCAUACUUAAGGGGAAAAUCCCAGCAUUAUGGAUGAAGAAGUCAUAUCCAUCGCUAAAACCCUUGGGAAGCUAUGUCAAUGAUUUGAUUGCUAGAUUGAAGUUCCUUCAAGACUGGUACGAUAAUGGUGCCCCAUCAGUGUUCUGGUUAUCGGGCUUCUUCUUUACGCAAGCUUUCUUGACUGGUUCCAAACAGAAUUUCGCUCGUAAAUACACCAUUCCUAUUGAUUUACUUACCUUUGACUUUGAUGUAUUGGAAGACAAAAAAUACGACACUCCGCCUGAAGAUGGCGUUUAUGUCGAUGGUAUAUUCAUUGAGGGAGCAAGAUGGGACAGAAAGACAAACAAUAUAGGUGAAUCACAUCCCAAGAUACUGUUCGACACCCUUCCUGUUAUGUGGCUUCGUCCUUGUAAGAAAGAAGACAUCAAAAAUCGUCCACACUAUGUUGCACCCAUGUAUAAGACAAGUGAGAGAAGAGGAACACUCUCUACCACUGGACACUCUACAAACUUUGUCAUGGAAAUACGCCUGCCAUCGGACCAACCACAAGAACACUGGAUAAUGCGUGGUGUAGCUUUGCUCUGUCAAUUAGAUGAUUGAGUCUCCAAUCAAGGCUUCAAAUAAAUAUUUGUGUGUGGUAACGUGUAAAUAUCGGUAUUGUUCAUGUCAUGAAUUAGAUCAGCUUGACUGUAUUUAACUUUUCUGUAAAUAAAAUGUGUUUUUCUUA